Messenger RNA from Musca vetustissima, 1834 nucleotides. RefSeq names its product mitochondrial import receptor subunit TOM70-like. The transcript is spliced from 2 exons. The coding region runs from base 32 to 1819 and encodes 595 amino acids. Gene Ontology annotation, molecular function: protein binding. NCBI's taxonomy places the organism in Eukaryota, Metazoa, Arthropoda, Insecta, Diptera, Muscidae. The record is from RefSeq and is a predicted model, not a curated record.
UGCAACAAAAACAACAACAACACACAUCAAAAUGUCCACAACCUUGAAGUUUGGCAAUGUAAAAUUAACCAAAUGGCAAUUGGCUUUGCUGAUCGGCACUCCAUUGGCCAUUGGAGCGGGUAUCUAUGUCUAUCGCAAGGUAAACACCCCACCCUCUAGCAGUUCCGAUGAGAGCGGCAAGAAAAAGCAAAAGGCUUUGGAUUCCAAUAAACAGUCCCUGUCAAUUGAUGGCACCACCGAGGACAAGGAAUUGGAAAAGAAAAAGAAGACUGUCGAGCUGGAAAAUGAAAAAUUGUCUCCCCUGAAGGAGGCCACCAUGUUCAAGAACGAGGGCAAUGCCUGUUAUCGUAAUGGUAAAUUCGAUGAAGCCAUCAGCUUCUAUGACAAGGCCAUUGACAAAUGUCCCAAGGACAAUAAAACCGAUUUAGCCAUUUUCUAUCAAAAUCGUGCUGCCAGCUACGAAAUGCUACGCAAAUGGCCGAAAGUCAAGGAAGAUUGUACCAAAUCGUUGGAAUACAAUCCCCGCUAUGCCAAAGCCUAUUUCCGCAGGGCUAAAGCCUAUGAGGCCACCAAUGAAAUCUCUGAAUGUUUAGAUGAUGUCACUGCGACAUGUAUUUUGGAAAUGUUCCAAAAUAACAAUACGAUUUUGUAUGCCGAUCGCAUUUUAAAACAGACCGGACGUGAAGAUGCCGAAAAGGCCAUUAAAGAUAAGAAACCUGUAUUACCCUCGAAGAGCUUUAUUAACACCUAUAUGCGUUCCUUUGUUUCGGAUCCCAUAUUGACAAUGUCUUUGCCCGAGUCGCUGGAUAAAUCUCAUGGUUUUGGUCGUGCCAAGCAGGCCUUGGAUAAUGAAAAAUAUGAUGAUAUUAUUGCGGCUUGCAAUGAAGAGCUGGAAUCAUCUGAAUCGGAAUCACAAUAUAAAACAGAAGCGUUGCUAUUGCGUGGUACUUUCCAUUUGAUUUCGGGUUCAUUUGUGGAGGCUCAACAGGAUUUGGAUGCUGUGAUCAAUAAUGAUGACGCUGAUAAGAAGUUACGUACAUAUGCCUUGAUAAGACGUGCCUCAUUGUAUAUACAACAAGAAAACAAAGAUGCCGGUAUUGAAGAUUUUGCCAAAGCUCAAAAACUCCAACCUGACUGUGCUGAUAUCUAUCAUCAACGGGCCCAAAUCUUUAUUCUUUUGGAUCAGCUUUCGGAAGCAUUAGAUGAUUUUGAAAUGGCCGUGAAAUUGGCACCAAACAAUGCCAUGGCUUAUGUUCAGAAAUGUUAUGCUGAAUAUCGUAUUGCUCUGAUGUCUCAGGAUCAAAUGCGUCUUAUGAUGGUCAUGAAUGAAUUUAAGAAUGCUGUGGAGAAAUAUCCCGAUUGUGUGGAAUGUUAUAGUUUAAUGGCCCAGGUCUUGAGUGAUCAACAGCAAUUCCCCCAGGCUGAGCAAUUCUAUGAGAAGGCCAUCAAAUUGGCUCCCGAUAAUGCUUCGUUGCUGGUACAUCGCGGUAUUAUGAGUCUGCAAUGGAAGGGUGAUAUUGCCCUGGCCAUUGACCUGAUGGAGAAGGCAAUUGAAAUCGAUGAUAAAUGUGGUUUGGCCUAUGAAACAUUGGGCACAGUGGAAGUGCAACGUGCCAAUUUGGAUAGAGCUGUGGAAUUGUUUGAAAAGGCUAUCAAGCUGGCCAAGAGUCAGGCGGAGAUGUGCCAUUUGUGUGCAUUGAGAAAUGCGGCUGUGGCUCAAAUAAAUGUCACACGUAAAUUGGGUAUACCCAUGUCUUCGAUAUCCGCCUUGGCGGAGGCGAGUAUAAUGGGUCAAUCGGCACAAAUGGCAGGAAAUUAAGUUAUAAGUUUUCUC